AGCAGGACGCUAUUUGAGACUGAGCCCAACGCUGAAAGCGGAAGCUUCCGGUAGCAUGUUAGCCAUAAGUCAGCUUUUUCUUUCAUGGCUUAACUUGUCAAACCCUCAUGUUCAGACGCGCCUUCCUCUCUGGCCUGUUUUAUCGACGUGGUUUGCCGUUAGUGGACAAUAACGCUGCUGUUCGGCGCUUUUAUAGGAGGAUGGAGCGCGCAGUUGUGCGGUGUGUGCCCUGGGAGUCCAAGCUCACUAUUUCUUUCACCCUCGAUGGCAGCCACAAACACAUGCUGAGGGACCAGACAGAGGAGCUGGGUAAGGUGCUCGCUCGGAUAUCCAACAGUAUUAUCAAGGCGCGGGGAAAGGGGAAGAAGGCGAAGGCGAGCAAAGCCGGCGAGGCUGCCGCGGACGUGUCCGAGGAGCCGGUGGUUCGGCUUUAUUUCAACGGAGACUUCGUGUCUGAAGACUCCCUGAACUCUGACGCAUGGCAGGACGGGGCAGAGCUGCAGGUCGGAGAAACCAGGUACAAAAUUGAACGGAAUCCUCCCACUUUCACCACAGCCGAGCUGCCUGCGUCCCUCCUGGCUGGCUUUCCAGUUUGCCCCAAGCUGGAGGUGGAAUUCGGGGAUCUGAAGGACUCCACGUUUACGUGGUAUAAAGAAAGCUCUCCUAAUGCGCAUGCGCCUGGUCAGGAUGGCUGCUGGGUGGAAGCUGGCAAUGAGCGGGUCUUCAUUCCAUCCAAUCUGGACAUUGGCUUGAGGCUGAAGUUGAAGUGCACUCCUGGAAAUGAGUCCAGAUAUGGAGUGGCCAAAGAGCUGGUGUCUCCAGGCACUGUGGAGGCAGGACCAGGGGUCUGCACCUUUGACAACAGACACAUGUACACAAAGAAGGUCACAGAUGCCUCCACGGUCAGAGUUGUGUCCUACAACAUCCUAGCUGACAUCUACGCUCAGACCGAGCUUUCCAAAACGGUCUUGUACCCGUACUGUGCUCCGUACGCACUGGAGCUAGACUACCGCCAAAGCCUGAUCAAGAAGGAGCUUUCUGGAUACAAUGCUGACAUCAUCUGCCUUCAGGAGGUGGACAAGGGAGCUUUCAGCGACAGCCUGUCACCUGCGCUUGAUGCUUUUGGCAUGGACGGUGUCUUCAGGAUAAAGGAGAAGCAGCACGAGGGGCUGGCUACCUUUUACAGGAGGUCCAAGUUCAAGUUAAUAGGCCAGCAUGACAUAAUGUUAAGCGAGGCCUUAAUGAAGGACGCUGUCCAUAGCAUGUUGCUUGAGAAAGUGUCCAGCAACCCCACUUUGAAAGAGAAAGUGGUGCAAAGAUCAACGACUUUGCAGGUUACUGUGCUGCAGUCAUUAAGUGAUCCAUCGAAGACAGUGUGUGUUGGGAAUACGCAUCUCUACUGGCACCCUAAAGGUGGAAAUGUCAGGUUAAUACAGAUGGCUGUGGCCCUUAAGCACCUGAAGCAAGUCUCAGAAGAACACCCUGGGACACUGCUGUUCUGUGGUGACUUCAACAGCACGCCCUCUUCAGGACUUUUCCAACUACUCAGUCAAGGUUCCUUACCAGAGGACCACAGUGACUGGGCAUCUAAUGGGCCUGAAGAGCUCAUCCAGAUGGAGCUUCUCAGCCCCUUUCAGUUGACUAGUGCAUGUGGCGAACCAGCCUACACUAACUACGUUGGAGGCUUUCAUGGCUGUCUGGACUACAUUUUCAUGGAGCCUGAGGCUUUGCAGGUGGAGCAGGUUAUUCCCCUGCCUAGCCAUCAAGAGGUCACCACCUACCAGGCACUACCAAGCGUCUCUCACCCAUCUGACCACAUAGCUUUAGUCUGUGACCUCAAUUGGAAAUGAGGUUGCAUUGCAAUCUUGGCUUUGGUUUUGCUGAUGAAGAUAUGUAGGUCGAGCUUUGAUGUGGAGCUCACAUUUUCAACAGUAACGUGUUCACUUUAGAUGUGACGAAUGAUGAAGUGGCUGCUUGGGUAAUUGUGUUAGUUGGGGGUUACGUAGGCACUGAUUUGUACUAACGACAUAUCAGUAGUUUAAAUUCUCAAUACAUCUGCUAUUGCCAGUGCAUAAAUUGAAUCAACAUUAAUUCAGAUCCUGAAUGCUCUGAAAUCUUAUACUGACAGCGUGCCACUCAAUCAGCAAUGCAGUCACUAAAACUGGCAUAUCUUCAUUAAACAGUAUUUAAACGUU
Messenger RNA from Colossoma macropomum (tambaqui), 2195 nucleotides. It is a transcript of the gene pde12, whose product is annotated as phosphodiesterase 12. Gene Ontology annotation, molecular function: 3'-5'-RNA exonuclease activity. Gene Ontology annotation, cellular component: mitochondrion. The transcript has 3 exons. Gene Ontology annotation, biological process: nuclear-transcribed mRNA catabolic process, deadenylation-dependent decay. NCBI's taxonomy places the organism in Eukaryota, Metazoa, Chordata, Actinopteri, Characiformes, Serrasalmidae. Bases 108 to 1850 code for a protein of 580 amino acids. The record is from RefSeq and is a predicted model, not a curated record.